This is a messenger RNA of Plectropomus leopardus (leopard coralgrouper), 5847 nucleotides long. The record is from RefSeq and is a predicted model, not a curated record. NCBI's taxonomy places the organism in Eukaryota, Metazoa, Chordata, Actinopteri, Perciformes, Serranidae.
AACAGAUAGAGGGAUGAGUGAAUGAAUGAAUGAACGGAUCCCGAGCUGGGCUUCUUCCAGAGUACCGAACCGGUGAGAAGACACAAACAACGAUUUGGACGUCACUCCGCGCUGUGCUGACCCAGUAGAAGUCAGUAGAGUCCAGUGAAGGCCUGGCUGCAUCAGCAGAGAUGGCUCCAGCAGCCAUGUCUGUGCAUCCAUCCCCUCUCACCUCCCUCCACUGCUCCCGCCUCUCCUCAACCCUCCUGUUCUUCCUCCUGUCUGCCUUUCUCCUCCUGUCAUGUCCUGGAUCAGUGCACGCAGGCUCAGUUGAGAAAAACUGCUCAGCCAGUGGAGACCCCUGUCAAGAAGGAGUGGUAUUGCCCGUGUGGAACCCUCAGAACCCCUCUGUAGGGGACAAAGUGGCGCGGGCCAUUGUUUACUUCGUAGCACUCAUCUAUAUGUUCCUGGGCAUGAGCAUUAUAGCUGACCGAUUCAUGUCUUCUAUAGAGGUCAUCACAUCCCAGGAGAAGGAGAUCACUAUAAAAAGACCUAACGGUGAGACCACCACCGCCACGGUCAGGAUCUGGAAUGAGACCGUCUCUAAUCUCACUCUGAUGGCUUUGGGUUCCAGCGCCCCCGAGAUACUGCUGUCAGUUAUUGAGGUGUGUGGUCACGGUUUUGAGGCGGGCUCUUUGGGUCCCAGCACCAUUGUGGGCAGCGCUGCCUUUAACAUGUUCAUCAUCAUCGCCCUGUGUGUGUACGUGGUCCCCGACGGAGAGACGCGCAAAAUCAAACACCUUCGGGUGUUCUUCGUCACGGCAGCCUGGAGUAUCUUUGCCUACAUCUGGCUUUAUCUGAUUCUGAGUGUCUCUUCCCCUGGAGAGGUGGAGGUAUGGGAGGCGGUGUUGACCUUCCUCUUCUUCCCGCUCUGCGUGGUCCAGGCUUGGGUGGCCGACCGUCGCCUCCUCUUCUACAAGUACGUCCGCAAGCGUUACCGUGCUGACAAGCACCGAGGCAUCAUCAUUGAGACGGAGGGAGGGGCGGAUGGAGGUUUGGGUAUGGCUGGAGGAGGAGCACUUGGUCCUGGGGGGUUCACCAAGAUGGACAUGCUGGAGCUGGACGGACAGAUGGCGUUGAACUGUCACAGUGGGAUGGACGGCGGGUUGAUGGAAGAAGGGGGAGCGAAGGACGAGGAGGACGAGGCCAGAAGGGACAUGGCGAGGACACUGAAGGACCUGAAGCAGAGACACCCAGAUAAAGACAUGGAGCAACUGAUUGAAAUGGCCAACUAUCAGGUCCUGAUGCAGCAGCAGAAGAGCAGGGCGUUCUACCGUAUCCAGGCAACCAGGAUGAUGAUCGGAGCUGGCAACAUCCUCAAGAAGCACGCUGCUGACCAGGCUCGCAAGGUGGUGAGCAGCCAUGAGACCCAGGCCCAGGAGGACGACCCUCACACCAUCAGGAUGGAGUUUGAACCCUCCUUAUACCAGUGCUUUGAAAACUGUGGCUCCUUGAAACUGACCGUUGCCAGACAUGGAGGAGACUCUGGAGUUACUGUCAAGGUGGAUUAUCGCACAGAGGACGGCACGGCAAACGCAGGUUCAGAUUAUGAGUUUGCAGAGGGAACACUGCUGUUUAAACCAGGAGAGACCCUCAAAGAGAUCACAGUCGGAGUGAUUGACGACGACAUCUUUGAGGAGGAUGAGUAUUUCUAUGUCCAUCUCAGUAACCCUCGAGUGGUCGGCUAUCCUGAGAUUGGCACCGCCCCGCUGGAUGCCAGUGCCACCCCCAAAGCCGUACUGGGUGAUAACCACACUGCCACAGUGACCAUCUACGAUGACGAUCACGCAGGUAUCUUUACCUUUGAGAGUGCCAGUCAGAGGGUAAGUGAGAGCGUAGGUGUGAUGGAGGUGAAGGUACUGAGGACUUCGGGGGCCCGAGGCCUGGUGGCUGUCCCCUACCGAACAGUGGAUGCCAGUGCCAAAGCAGGGGAGGACUACGAACUGGCAGCUGGUAAACUGGAGUUUCAGAAUGACGAGACCAUGAAAAUCAUUGAGGUGAAGAUCAUUGAUGAUGAAGAGUAUGAGAAGAACAAGACCUUCACCAUCGAGCUGGGAGAGCCCAUUCUGCUGGAGAUAGGACAGAAACACGGUGACUCCAAUGAGAACAAACCGUUGGUGGGAGCAGAGGAGGAAGAGGUGGCCAAGAUGGGCUGUCCCAGUCUGGGCGAACACACACAAGUUGAGGUGGUCAUAGAAGAGUCCUACGAGUUCAAGAGUACGGUAGAUAAGUUGAUCAAGAAGACAAACCUGGCCUUGGUGGUGGGGAGCAGCAGCUGGAGGGAGCAGUUUGUCAGUGCCGUUACUGUCAGCGCAGGAGAUGACGAUGAGGAGGAGAGUGGAGAGGAGCGGCUGCCAUCCUGCUUUGACUACAUCAUGCACUUCCUGACCGUCUUCUGGAAGGUUCUGUUCGCCUUUGUCCCGCCCACGGAGUACUGGAAUGGCUGGGCCUGCUUCAUUGUCUCUAUAUCGCUUAUCGGCGUCCUGACGGCGGUCACCGGCGAUCUGGCGUCACACUUUGGCUGCACGAUAGGACUGAAGGACUCGGUGACGGCUGUGGUGUUUGUGGCGCUGGGAACAUCGGUGCCAGACACUUUUGCCAGCAAAGUUGCCGCCAUCCAGGAUCAAUACGCUGACGCCUCCAUCGGCAACGUCACCGGCUCAAACGCCGUCAACGUUUUCCUCGGCAUCGGCGUGGCUUGGACCAUCGCCGCCAUUGCAUGGCGCUCCAAGGGUAAGGCGUUCAAGGUGGACCCUGGAAACCUGGCUUUCUCCGUCACCCUCUUCACCAUUCUGGCCAUGUUGUGCGUAGUCACGCUGCUGUACCGGCGGCGGGCCACAGUGGCCGGUGGCGAGCUGGGCGGGCCACGGACUUGCAAGAUAAUAACGUCACUGCUAUUCGUGUCAAUGUGGCUGAUUUACAUCCUGCUGGCUUCACUGGAGGCCUACUGCCAUAUACCAGGGUUUUAAAUGGAGAGGAGAGGGGAGGGAGAGAGACCCACUGCCAAUAUGAAGAGAGAGAGAGAGAGAGAGGGAUGGAGGAGGCUCUGAAGAUGGACGGAAGGACGAAAGAUUGGGAGCAGAACUGGAGCGAUAUGGAUACCUUUCAGUUUACUCUUUAACGUCCAAAAGAAUUUUCAGGGUUUCAGAUAAAUUUAUUUUUCUUUUUGUAUUUAUUUAUUUACUUUAAAAUCACUUUAAUUAUAUCCAAACAUUUUUUUUGCAUUAGCAGUUUUUUGUAAAUCAAAGAUGACACCCAGUGUAUCCAGUAAACCCUCUAAAUUAAGAAUUAUUCAAACAGGAAAAACUAAUGAGAAAAUAGUCUUGAAAGAGCGCUUUUAUUUUGUUACCUCUAUCAUCCAUCCUCACUGGUGGACAAAGCGGAUAUCAUUCCAGUAUAAUGCCAAACCAGCAGGAGAGAAGCAGAGACAAAUGGCAAAGAAAGCUUUACCCUGCCUCUUUGGGAAAAAAAACAAAGAUGAAGUGGAGGGAUAGGGGUGAAAGAUAAAAGUGGAAAAGUUAAGACAGGAGGCUGCAGGCAACAACACAAGAGAAAGAUAAAGUCGACGGGGAGACUGAAGAAAAUUGACAUGGAAAUAAGUAAAAGAAGAAGAACCGAUGGGAAAAAAUAUUCUACACCCCGCCCUCGCUCCCUUCCCCACUCCGUCUAUCUUUACUUUAUCUUUAUCUUGUCAUCACAGGAACAAUAGAUGCUCCCAUUAUACCCACUGAACUCUAAUACUACCAGUGACUAAUUACCUUUGACCCCUCCUCCCACACACAACCACGCACUUUGGGGCCCUCAGGUGAAUCUACAGUGGAGGACCACUCACCAACUUGCGGGCAAACAGGCAAGAUAAAAACUGACAACUGAAUUUUUUUUCCCUUUUUUUCUUGAAUUCACUGUGCGAAAUAGUCCUCACAACACACACACACACUCUGCAGACUGUACACACUUCUCCAUCCCUCCCUCUUGCCUUAUCUCCCCUGUAGGAAUUGUCUUAAAGUUGUGAUAAUGAAACGCUGUAGUCACCACCAACCAACCCUCUUUUUUUAAUCGAGCCAAUCCCAAGUCCCUCUCCUUUUACGCCAAUCAACAGCCUCGUUUAUCCCAAGACGGAUCUCCUGUUAUUUUUUUUCUAAACUUUUCAAUGGCGUCACGUAUUGAUGUUGUUACCGUGCAAUUGUAAAAUAAAUAAAUAAAUAAAUAAGAGACAUAUAAAUAUAGUAUGGAGACAUGGAAUUACAGAACCAGAUAGUUUGGAGGAUGGAUUGUAAUAUGGAGGAUCACGUGAUGGAUUAUUACCAGGAAGAAAUCUCAGAUGGAGUCAGAUGGAGAAGCAAAGAAAUGUUUGAUAAGCGGAAUGAAGAUUGGAAACGUCCGGAAAACCUGCAAGCAGUCCACCUAGUAAUAGUUGUCUUUCUUGCAAUGACGAAGCGUCGUGCACUACACGUUGUGCUGUUUACACUCUAAUGUUACAUUAAAUGUCGAAGAAACAAACGAGAAUAAGCAGGAAGUGAACUACGAGACAUCAACAAACAAGAUUGGACCAAUGUGAUGAAGGAUCUCACUGACUGUGACUAAAAAGGUGGCGAUGAUGAUGGUGUUGUUGAUGACAAAUCAGAACUAUGACCAUACCCAGUGUUUCUAAUUGUACAUGGUAAUAUAAGAAACUUUUAUUGAUGUUCGUGAGAAAACACGGAUUUAUGUGAAAUCCCCCUCUUUGUAUGGAAAACCCUGAUGGAUGAAAAGGAAGAUCUAUGUGCCCUUUUUCCACCGUUCAAGAAAACAUGUUGAAAAAAUCCAAAGCGAUGGAAAAAAAGGCUGUAGGAUGGCAAAUACAAAACCUGAGAUUAUUCACAGACAGAAGAGUUGAACACUCUGAGGGAAAUGUAUGGCAGCUCUGAAAUAUCACACGACUGUUUGGCAGCAGUUGUAACAUUUCUUUGUACACAAAUCACAAAGUCCUCUGUUAUCCAAAGAUUUAGAGCACUGUCACAGAUCACCAUUCAUUUUGCGGUGUGCAGUUUUACCUCGCAGGCGUUGUAAAAGUCCCACAAGCUGCCAGCUGUUGUUAAAAAACUGGUAAAUUUAAAUUUAUGAAGGUGUUCACACUACAGAUAGUGUUUAACCAUUGGUAUUUUGUAUUGGCCUGUAUCAAAAGCUUUGCUAUUUAUUUUGUUUGGUGUUGAUCCAGGCAUGGUGUGCGUGAAAGUGAUAUCAGGAUAGCUUAAAAUGAGAAUAUUAUGCCACAUAUCGUACAAAAUCAUCCAUUUUCAUAUUGUUUGUGCUGAAUCCAGAUUGAAAUUAUAUCUGUGUUGAUACCCCGGCUUUGCCCAGGGGUUCAGACUAAAGCUGGACAGAAGGGAUAGAUUACGGUUUGUCAGUGGAAAUAACUAUUAAGUUUAUUCCAAUUGUUAACAACAGCAUAGAAGGAAAGACUCAACCAUUUCCCCCUCAACUGCUCACAAAGCUCACUGUAAACUUCGAGGAAAAUCCUCAAAGAAAACAAUAAUUUAGCUUUUUGUUCACUAAGAGAAAAUUGUACUGAAAACAACAAUUUACCUGCCCACCAUCCGCUUUGUUAAAUAUGGACAAAUUACCAGCCACUUUCAGCUCAGUGUAAAUGAAGGCUUUACCAAGCCAGCUCAGUCGUGACCUGACUAAACACAACACAACAGUAGCUUGUCCGGUGCAGCCUUGGCAGAGCCGGGGCUUGCACAAAUACAAGAUAAGUGGCAAUUUGGAGUAUAGGGGCAUUGAUCCGCUGGGGUGAAAAUGCUUGUAUGUCACCCUUUCCUUGCACUU